CCGCGGUUCCCGCUCCGGGACAGGCUCUGUGCGGUUGUAGGAGGAGUUUGCGGUCACCUUCCCCUGUCCGAGGCGCUGCGGCCACAUUCCCCAGCCGAGGUACUCCCCCAGCCACCAAGAUGUCCAGCAAACGUGCCAAAGCCAAGACCACCAAGAAGCGCCCCCAGCGUGCCACCUCCAAUGUAUUCGCCAUGUUCGACCAGUCGCAGAUUCAGGAGUUCAAGGAGGCCUUCAACAUGAUCGACCAGAACCGUGAUGGCUUCAUUGACAAGGAGGAUCUGCACGACAUGCUGGCUUCCCUUGGGAAGAACCCCACUGACGAGUACCUGGAGGGGAUGAUGAGUGAGGCUCCAGGGCCCAUCAACUUCACCAUGUUCCUCACCAUGUUCGGGGAGAAGCUGAACGGCACCGACCCCGAGGACGUGAUCCGCAACGCCUUCGCCUGCUUUGACGAGGACGCGUCAGGCUUCAUCCACGAGGACCACCUGCGUGAGCUGCUGACCACCAUGGGGGACAGGUUCACUGACGAAGAGGUGGAUGAGAUGUACCGGGAGGCACCCAUCGACAAAAAGGGCAACUUCAACUAUGUGGAGUUCACCCGCAUCCUGAAGCACGGGGCCAAGGACAAGGACGAUUAGAGCCCAGGGUCACUCACCCCUUCUGCCUCAUCCUGUGCACACCCCCUGCCCCUUGGCCCCCCUUGCUGCCCCACAGCAAAUUCCUCCCGUGGGAAACACCUCCCAGGACCAUCACCCUGCAUCAGGACACGCUUGGAGGGGACACACUCCCAUCACUGUGCCGCUGUGUGCCCAUCCAGCCCUCCCCUCCCAUCACCUCUCCCACCCACUGGGUGCCCCAGCCUGCCUGUGAGGCCCCCUCCAGUAGCCACUGACCCCCUCAGAGCCACCAUGCCACUGGUCCCAGGGCUGGGGUGAGCAUCACCUGCUGACCUGCAGGGAUUUGGGCUGGCUCCAGCCUGAACGAGCCCCAUUCAGGGCCAUAGCACAGAGGAAAAGCCUCUCUCCCUCUCCUCUCACAUUCCCUGUUCAGGAAAGAAUCCCCACUUUGUUCCUCCUCCCUGGCUGUUUUAUGGCUUUAGAGCCUGAGAUCUGAGGGAUUCAGGAAGCUGAAGGGGUGUAUAAAGCCUUAUGGGUGUGACAGA
This is a messenger RNA of Cyanistes caeruleus (blue tit), 1162 nucleotides long. The record is from RefSeq and is a predicted model, not a curated record. Lineage: Eukaryota; Metazoa; Chordata; Aves; Passeriformes; Paridae.